Messenger RNA from Nothoprocta perdicaria, 15427 nucleotides. It is a transcript of the gene KMT2D, whose product is annotated as lysine methyltransferase 2D. Gene Ontology annotation, biological process: positive regulation of transcription by RNA polymerase II. Lineage: Eukaryota; Metazoa; Chordata; Aves; Tinamiformes; Tinamidae. Bases 90 to 15422 code for a protein of 5110 amino acids. Gene Ontology annotation, cellular component: nucleus; MLL3/4 complex. The record is from RefSeq and is a predicted model, not a curated record. Gene Ontology annotation, molecular function: histone binding; transcription coactivator activity; histone H3K4 methyltransferase activity. The transcript has 56 exons.
GCAGCCCAUGGACUUCGCGGGCUGAGGGCCGCCGGACCGCCCUGUGAGCGCAGUCGUGGGCCUCUCCGGAGGGGACAGCAGGCGGCAGGAUGGAUGAACAGAAGCCACCCAGUGAGGACAAGGACUCGGAGGCGCCAGCAGCCGAUGGUGCUGCAUCCUCAGAGGAGGUGGCUGGCGCAGAGGGAGACCCCCUGAAGGACAUCGAGGCGUGGCAGGGACCAGGUUGCCGCUCCGUGUCCCCUGCUAAUGUCCCCACAUGCUGCAGUGCCCCGGCCCGCCGCUGCGCCCUCUGCAACUGUGGGGCCUGGAGCCCACAUGGGCAACAGGAGCUGCAGCGCUUUGACCCGCCGCCUGACUGGCCCCUGUGGCCGGCAGCGCCCGAGGCCACUGAGAGCCACCACAAGCCGCCACCAGACGACCCGGCCCCGGUCGGCUUUCCCGAACCAGUGACCCCAUCCCGAUGCCAACUCCCUGCAGGACACUGCUGGGUGCACCGCUGCUGCGCUGCCUGGUCUGCGGACGUGCUGCCAGGUGCCACUGGGCUAACGCAUGUGGACAGAGCUGUUUUCUCAGGGAUCUCGCAGAAAUGUGAACACUGUCAGAGGAUGGGAGCCACCAUCCCGUGCCGUGCGGAUGGGUGUCCCCGGCUCUACCACUUUCCCUGCGCUGCGGCCAGCGGCUGCUUCCAGUCCAUGAAGACCCUGCGGCUUCUGUGCCCAGAGCACGUGGCAGAGGCAGCGCAGACGGGGGACGCGCGGUGCGUGGUGUGCGAUGGGCCAGGCGACCUGCGGGACCUGCUCUUCUGCACCAGCUGUGGGCAGCACUACCAUGGCGCCUGCCUCGACGUCGUGCUGGCGCCCCACAAGCGCGCCGGUUGGCAGUGCCCUGAGUGCAAAGUGUGCCAGACCUGCAGGCUGCCCGGCGAGGACUCCAUGAUGCUGGUGUGCGAGGCUUGUGACAAGGGUUACCACACAUUCUGCAUGGAGCCGGCCAUCGAGACCCUCCCUGCUGCCUCCUGGAAGUGCAAGAACUGCCGGGUUUGCUCUGAGGGCGGCCAGUGCCCGGCCGGGCGGGAGCCCGGCUGCCAGUGCUCCAGGACAGAUUUGGGGGGCCAGGAGCGGUGCUGCAGCCAGGAUGCCCCGGCGGAGCCAGGCCCCCCGCUGGCCCCCACAGACCUGGCAUCGGUGUCCCCUGAGCACAACGAGCCGGCGGACGUGGACGUGCCCGUGGCCGAAGCUGACCCCGCAGAGCCCAGCGGGGAGCCUGCCGAGACCCCCCCGGGCACUGUUAUGGCCCCCCUGGAUGCUGUUGUGGCCCCCUCAAGUGGUGGCGAGGCACCUGCAAAUGGCACUGGGGUGCACUUCGGGGGUGAUGGAGCACCAUUGGACAGCGGCGAGGUGCUCCCCUGUGACAGGAAGACAGCCCUGGACAAGAAUGAGGCCCUCUCGGAUGGAGAGGAAGCAGCCCCAGGCGAUGGGGGGUCGCCCUGUGAGGAGCCGCUCCCGGAAAAGCCGCCCCCCAAUGUGACACCCCCGGAAAAGCUGCCACCUGAUGAGAUCCCCUCCAAUGAACCCCUUCCUGAUGAGCCACCCCCUGACAAACCUCACUUCGAUGAGACACCCCCUGACAAACCCCACCUUGAUGAGACACCCCCUGAAGACCCCCCCCUCGAUGAGCUACCCCCCAUUGAACUGUCCCCCAUGGAACUGACCCCCGUGGAGGACCCUGAGCCACCCCCUGAGGAGGACCCCAAGCCCUUUUCCGCCUGUCUCCUUCCAGAGGUGGAUGUGGUGGAGGAGGCACCGGCCCUGGCCCUCGAGGUGCCUCCUGAGCUGCCCCCCGAGGAGGCCAUGGAGCUGGAGCCGCUGCUGCCCCCUGAGGUGGCUCUGCCGCCCCCAGCACCUCCAGAUCUCCGCGCUGUCUCGCCUGCCCACCCCCCGGCUCCUUCACCCAGUGCCGCUGAGGACGAGGUGCCCAACGCGCCCGCCCCGGCCCUGCCUGAGCCCCCCGGUACCGCCAUGGACACGGAGCCGCCCAGCUCCCCACCACCCCCGCUGGGCUCCCCCGCCUGUGCCCCAGCCCCUGUCGAGCCCCCUGAGGGUGAGGACAUGGAGAUGGGUGGUGGCGGGGAGGGGUCCCCCUGCAACCCCGCCAUGGACGCCCCCUGCGCCAGUCCGGCCCCAGAGCUGGGGCUCUUCCCGGCAUUGCCUGAGGAGGAGGAGGAAGAAGAAGAGGCGCCAAGGCUAGAGCGUGAGGGCACCAGUGGCAGCUCCCCACUGCUGAGCGAGGAGGACGGGCUGGAGGAAGGGCAGCCCAGCGGCGACCCCAAAGGCUCCCCCGAGCCGCUGGAGCGGGAGGAGGCACGUCCUGGGAUGCCCAUGGACCUGAAGCUGCCGCCGCCGUGCGUGGACAAUGCAGCACCCGAGCCUCCCACCCUGCGCCCGCGGCCCGACAUCCUGCACGAGCUCUCCAACCUGAGCCAGGGUGACACGAGCAGCAGCUUCCCCGGCUCGGAGGCGCUGCUGGGCUCGCCGGACGGUGAGGCAGGGGGGUCGCCCUGCCUCGAGCUGGCCCCUGCCGAGGGCAGCCCUCGCAAGGAGGACGGCACUGCGAUACCACUCGGCGCCGAGACCGACGACUCGCUGCCCUUCGAGCCGGCGGCGCCCAAAGGCGAUGGGGACAAGAGCCGGCGCCGCAGCUCGCCGGGGCGGUCCCGCGUCAAGCAGGGUCGCAGCAGCAGCUUCCCUGGGCGGAGGCGCCCCCGAGGUGGGUCCCACGGGGGCCGGGGCCGGGGCCGUGCGCGCCUGAAGUCGACCACCUCGUCCGUUGACACCCUACUUGCCGAUGUGGAGAGCUCGCCCAGCAAGGAGGAGGACGAGGAUGACGACGACACCAUGCAGAACACGGUGGUCCUCUUCUCCAACACGGACAAGUUUGUGCUCAUGCAGGACAUGUGCGUGGUGUGUGGCAGCUUCGGGCGCGGCGCCGAGGGGCACCUCCUGGCCUGCUCCCAGUGUUCCCAGUGCUACCACCCCUACUGUGUCAACAGCAAGAUCACCAAGGUGAUGCUGCUGAAGGGCUGGCGCUGCGUGGAGUGCAUCGUGUGCGAGGUGUGCGGCAAGGCGUCCGACCCAUCACGCUUGCUGCUCUGCGAUGACUGCGAUAUCAGCUAUCACACGUACUGCCUGGACCCGCCGCUGCAGACUGUGCCCAAGGGCGGCUGGAAGUGCAAGUGGUGUGUGUGCUGCGUGCAGUGCGGCGCCGCGUCGCCCGGCUUCCACUGCGAGUGGCAGAACAACUACACGCACUGCGCGCCUUGCGCCAGCCUCGUCGUGUGCCCUGUGUGCCGUGAGAAGUAUGUGGAGGACGACCUGCUUAUCCAGUGCCGGCACUGCGAGCGGUGGCUGCACGCGGCGUGCGACAGCCUGUUCACAGAGGAGGAGGUGGAACAGGCGGCGGAUGAAGGCUUCGACUGUAGCGCCUGCCAGCCCUACGUGGUGAAGCCGGCCGUGCCGGCGCCUCCUCUGGAGAUCGGCUCCGUGAAAAUCAAGGAGCCAGAGCCCCAGUACUUCCGCUUCGAGGGUGUGUGGCUGACAGAGACGGGCAUGGCCGUGCUCCGCAACCUCUCCAUGUCACCGCUGCACAAGCGGCGGCAACGCAAGGCCGCGCGCCCUGGCACCCUCAAUGGUGACAGUGUCCUGGAGGGCAGCGAUGCGCUGGGCCCGGACGACAAGAAGGACGGAGACCUGGACGCUGAGGACCUGCUGAAGGCUGAAGUGGGUGUCGAGCACAUGGAGUGUGAGAUCAAGCUGGAGGCUUCGGCCAGUCCUGAGCGCGACGGCAGCGCCGACGCCGACUUGGGCAAGGGGCUGGAGGAUCCGGAGGAGAGCAAGAAGAGGAAGCGCAAGCCGUACCGCCCCGGCAUCGGUGGCUUCAUGGUGCGGCAGCGCAAGUCCCACACCCGCCUCAAGAAGGUCUCGGCCUCACUGCCCGAAGUGGGGCGCGAGGGGCUGAGUACCGAGGGGCACCCGGAGGACGGGCCUCCGGCGGGGGAUGUCCCAGCGGAGGGUGGCCUGGAUCCAGCCUCGGGAGAAGGGGACGAGAAGAAGAAGCGUCGGGGACGGAAGAAGAGCAAGUUGGAGGACAUGUUCCCUCCCUACCUCCAGGAGGCGUUUUUCGGGAAGGCGCUCAUGGACCUGAGCCGGAAGGCACUGCUGGCGGCCGGCGGCGUUGGGGACGGGGCUGCCCGGCCCUGCCUGGGCCAGGGCGCCCCGCGGCCCAAAGGGGACCCCAGCGUGGCCGGGGCGCUGCCAGGGGGGCCCUUGGAGAGGAGGGAGACCCCCACACACCCCCGGGGGGACGACAGCACCGACGGCAGUGCCGCAGCCCCUGAUGAUGACGGCAAGGAUGAGGCGAAGGCCGAGGACCUGGGGACUGAAGAUCCGAAGGAUUCUCCAGACCCCGGGGACACUGAGAAACCAGCAACUCCCGGCGAGGGUGCCCUCAGCUCCGACCUGGACAAGAUCCCUACGGAAGAGCUGCCCAAAAUGGAGAGCAAAGACGUCCAGCAGCUCUUCAAGGAUGUGCUGGGCUCCGCGGAGCGCGGGGAGCAGCCCCUGAACUGCGUGGCUGCAGGCAUGGAGGCCGGCGUCGGAGGGCAGGACCCCAGCCGGGCACCGCUCUCCCAGCGGCCCUUCCUGCAAGGAGACCUCCAGCUGCCGGGACAGGGUGGCAUUUCGCUGGGCUCGCUCUCUGGCUCUGUCUCUCUGGAUUCGUAUCCUGGUGUCUGUCAAUCGCCGUUCCUUGAUAACAGGGAGCGGAGCGGCUUCUUCAGCCCGGAGCACUGUGAGCCUGAAAGCCCCUGGGCCAGCAGCUCGGCCGCCACCACCCCCUCGACGCCCACAACACCCACCACGGAGGGUGAGGGCGACGGCCUGUCCUACAACCAGCGCAGCCUGCAGCGCUGGGAGAAGGAUGAGGAGCUGGGCGAGCUCUCCACCAUCUCGCCUGUGCUCUAUGCCAACAUGAACUUCCCCAAUCUCAAGCAAGAUUAUCCAGACUGGUCGAGCCGCUGCAAACAGAUCAUGAAGCUCUGGAGGAAGGUCCCUGCCACAGACAAAGCCCCCUAUUUGCAAAAGGCCAAAGAUAACCGGGCAGCCCAUCGUAUCAACAAGGUGCAGAAGCAGGCCGAGAGCCAGAUCAACAAGCAGACCAAAGGGGAGGGACUGCGCAAGCCCGAGAGGCCCUCGCUGCACCUGCGCAUCCCGGUGCCGCCGGGGGCCCAGCCCGUCUACAUGGGCAGCCCGCCGGGCGUGGGCGAGGGCUUCCUGAAGCCGCCAGCGGGCACUGGAGCAGGGCCAGAGUCUCCCAGCGAGCUCUUCCUCAAGCUGCCGCCCCAGUCUCCUGCCCAAGUGCCUUCGCACGAUCCCUACGGCGCCGCGGGUUCCUACGCGCCGGAGCCGCGCUUCCCCUCACCCUUGGGCCAGAGCCCCACGGUGGGCGCUGCCUUUCAGCCCUUCCCAGGGCAGCCCCUGGCUGGAGCUCGCACCCAGCCCCCCGAUUUCCACCCCACGCCGCCGGGCACCCCCCGGCACCAAUCUGGCACCCCCGACCCCUUCCUCAAGCCCCGCUGCCCUUCCUUGGACAACCUGUCGGGGCCGGGGAGCCCCGGGGCCCGGCCCCCCGAGGCCCUGCUCUCGCCCCUACCCUUCAGCGAGCAGAAGAAGGGCCUUGAAGUGAAGAAGGAGGACGGGGGGGCCUUGGGGGUCUGCUCGCCUGGCUAUGUCCCUGCUACGGGCUACAGCGACUCCCCGGGCUGCACCCACAUCCCCAGCACGGAGCUCAAGGUGGCCGACGUCUUCAAAGCCCCCCUGACCCCACGGGUAUCUCAGGUAGAGCCGCAGAGCCCGGGGCUGGGACACCGGCCCCCUGAUGCCCACCCACUGGCCCCGUCACCCCCCGGGCACGCCGACCUGUUCCGCCAGUCGCCCUACUCGGACCCGUACGCGCAGCCGCCGCUGACGCCGCGGCCGCAGCCCCCCGAGGGCUGCUGCACCGCUCCGCCCCGCUCGCUGCCCUCCGAGCCCUUCUCCCGCAUCCCCGCCAGCCCCCAAUCACAAUCGAGCUCCCAGUCGCCCCUCACGCCCCGGCCUCUCUCCAAUGAGGCUUUUUGCCAGUCGCCCGUCACCCCUCGCUUCCAGUCCCCCGACCCUUAUUCCCAGCCGCCCUCGCGGCCCCAGUCCCGGGACCCCUUCACCCCUUUGCACAAGCCCCCCCGGGCGCAACUGCCUGCGGCGCCGCUGUCGCACAGCCCAGCGGGCAGCGGGGGCUUCGGGGGUGCUGCGACGGGCGAGCCCCCGGCCAAGGCACCAGGCGUGCCGCAGCAGCCGCCCUUUGCCCGCUCGCCCGGCGCCGGCAUCUUCACCACCGGGCAACCCCCCAUGCGCUUCACUUUCCCCCCGGCUGUCUCUGAGCCGCUCAAAGGCUCCCCGUCCCACCAGCUGCACGGGCUCAACAGCCAUUACGUCCCCAGCAAACCCCAGAGCGCGGGGUACACCUCGUCCCCCAGUUUCCACCAGGCAGGCAGCCCAUUGGGGCCAGGCGCGGGCGCUGCCGAGACCUACAGCCUCUCGCCCCUGCGGCCACCCUCGGUGCUGCCACAGGCGUCGCCGAGUGCCCCGCAGCCGCAGGAUGCCUCGGUCGCCUACGUGCCCCGAGCUGCGGUGCUGACGACGCCGGCCGACAAGCGGGAGGUGGCGGCGACCACCGCACUGUCGGCACCGCUGAACCGCGACCUAGGCGAGCUGCCAAGCGCACAGGAUGGAGCCCUGGGCGCCAUGAGCCAGUCGGAGCUGGAGAAGCAGAGGCAGCGCCAGCGGCUGCGUGAGCUGCUCAUCCGCCAGCAGAUCCAGCGCAACAGCCUGCGGCAGGAGAAGGAGAGCGCCGCUGCAGCAGCGGGACCAGCAGGCUGGGUGCCCGAGCCCAGCGGUCAGGCUUUCGGCAUGGCGCCCUACCAGCCGGCACAGGACAAGAGCCUCCUGGGGCCGCUGGCUGGCACCGCCAAGCUGCCCGUCCCGGUGCAGGCAGCGUUCACGCAGGAUGAGCGGAUCGCGCGGCCCCCGCCGGCCACCACACCGGCCGCCCUGGACAUCAACAGCAGCCCGCUGGGUGCCCCCUUCAUCGAGCUGCGGCACAAUGUGCAGAAGGGACCUGGCAACGUUGUGGGCUCCCCCUUUGUCCCCCAGCCGCCCCGGCCCCGUUUUUUCCUGCCAGGUGACGAGGGAGCCCCGCAGGGCAUCUGCGCCCCAGUGAUGCCCGUACAGGCUCUUUCCACGCCGACGCUGCAGCCCCCCAAAAUGUCGAUGGUGCUGCCGCCCGCCUCCCCGCAAGGCGCCAAGAUGGGCAACAGCCAUCAGCAGCCGCUGGCUAAGGCUACCGUCCCCACGCCUGGCCUGGAGCUGCAGCACGUGGCUCCGCGCCCGCUGCCCCCCAGCGCCCCCCUCCGCCCCGAGGGCCCCAAGGACAGUCCCGCACCAGAGCCCGUGCCGGCUCCUGCCCCGGGCAAGAGCCAUUUGAGCCUAGAAGGGGGGCGGCUGCCCUGCGAGGUGGCUGUGGAGCCUGACUUGGACGAUGACUUCGGCUCCCAUAAGGACCUGGAAGACGAUGAUUUGGCCAACCUGAGCCUGGACCCAGAUGUGGCGAAAGGGGACGAUGACCUGGACAACCUGGACAGUCUGGAGACGGCGGAUCCCCACCUUGAUGACUUGCUGAAUGGAGAUGAGUUCGACCUGCUGGCCUACACUGACCCCGAGCUGGACACGGGUGACAAGAAGGACAUCUUCAAUGAGCACCUGCGCCUCGUCGAGUCGGCCAACGAGAAGGCCGAGCGCGAAGCCCAGCUCAAGACGGAGCCCCCAGUGCCCACCUCGAAGCUCCCAGAGACUGGGGACAGUAAGGAUGCAGCCACAGAGGCCCGGGAAGCAGGCGCACUGCCCACCGACGUCAAACCCAAGCUGGAGGAUGGCUGCCUGAAGACAUCGCCGUGCCAGUUCACCGGCCCCGAGCGCCUCUCCAUGCCCGUCAAGUCGGAGGCCCUGCAGGGCCCGGAUAAAAUCUCUGUCUCCCUCGAACUGACGCUGAAAUCGGGCCAGAGCCUCCUGAACCCUGGGGCUGGCCCGGCUCGCUUGGGCUUGACUCACUUCCCGAGCAGUGGCCACGCGGGGGUCCCGGUGCUGGACAAGGACCCCUACUCUGGCCCUGGCCGCGUGCUGGCCCCACUAGGCAACCAGGGCAGCCCCUUGCUGGAGAAAUUCGAGCUGGAUGGAGGUGCCCUGGGCUUGGGCAGUGCCCGACACUCACCAGCCGAUGAUCUGGACAAGAUGGAGAGCUCGCUGGUGGCCAGCGAGCUGCCCCUGCUCAUCGAGGACCUGCUGGAGCAUGAGAAGAAGGAGCUGCAGAAAAAGCAGCAGAUGUCGGUGCAGCUGCCCCGUGGCGCCCCGCAGCACCUCCCAGCCGCAGGCCACCCGCUGCUGCACCCUGGGGCGCCGGGGCAGCCCCCCGAGGGGCAGGGCCCCCGCCUGGGCACCCCGCAGCCAACCUUGCAGCUGGGACUCAUGGCCCGACAGCAGCUCCUGCAGCCGCAGCAGUCGCGGCUCGGGGGGCCGCAGCAGGGCCUACCCCUGGCCGGGCACAUGGGCAUGGCCCCGGCGCAGCCCCAUGUGCUGGCAGCCCCCCACGGUGUGCAGGUGGCCCUGCCACCGCAACAGGGCCAGCAGCCUGUGCUCAUGCAGAAGCCAAUGGGUGCCGGGCAGCCACCUGGCCUGGGGCUGAAGCCGCCGCAGCUCGUCAUGCAGCAGCAACUCGCCAACAGCUUCUUCCCCGACACAGAUCUGGAUAAAUUUGCUGCCGAGGACAUCAUGGACCCCAUCGCCAAGGCAAAGAUGGUAGCACUGAAGGGCAUCAAGAAGGUGAUGGCUCAGGGCAGCAUUGGGGUGGCUCCAGGAAUGAACAGGCAACAGGUUUCCCUGCUGGCCCAGCGGCUCUCGGGAGCGCCGGCAGUCUCAGAGAUGCAGAACCACAUGGUGGCAGGAGGCGGGCAGGAGCGGAGCGGCACGGACUCGACCCAGGCUCGCCCCAACCCGCCCGCCUUCGCGCAGGGUGUCAUCAACGAGGCUGACCAGCGGCAGUAUGAGGAGUGGCUCUUCCACACGCAGCAGCUGCUGCAGAUGCAGCUCAAGGUGCUGGAGGAGCAGAUCGGGGCGCACCGCAAGUCGCGCAAAGCCCUGUGUGCCAAGCAGCGCACAGCCAAGAAGGCUGGCCGCGAGUUCCCUGAGGCCGAUGCUGAGAAGCUCAAGCUGGUGACGGAGCAGCAGAGCAAAAUCCAGAAGCAGCUGGAUCAGGUGCGGAAGCAGCAGAAGGAGCACACGAACCUCAUGGCCGAGUACCGCAACAAGCAGCAGCAGCAGCAUCAGCAGCAGCACCAAGGGUCGGCCGUCAUGGCCCUGAGCCCCUCGCAGAGCCCCCGCCUCAUGUCUAAACUUCCCGGGCAGCUGCUCUCGGCGCACGGCGUCCAGCAGCCGCUCUCACAGCCUGCAGCAGCUGCACAGGGCCUGGGCCAACAGUCAGGGCAGCCCGGGGGCCUGCGCCUGCCCCAGGGUGGCGUGUCCAUGGCUGUGCCACAGGGCCUGUCCUUCAUGGGCCAGCAGGCCGUGGGCAGCGCCCCAGUGCCCGGAACAUCCAGCACUUUCUUCCCCGGGAACCCCGCGCUCCGUGGGUUGGCUGCUGACAACCGCUUGAUGCAGGAGAGACAGCUUCAGAGGAUGCAGUUGGCCCAGAAGCUGCAGCAGCAGCAGCAGCAGAACAUGCUGGGGCAGGUGUCCUUGCAGCAGCAGCAGCAGCCACCGGGCAUCAUGGGACAGACAUCAAUGCAACAACCGGGCAUCAUGGGACAGGCAUCGAUGCAACAACCAGGUGUUAUGGGACAGGUGUCAAUGCAGCAGACGGGUGUUAUGGGACAGAUGUCAAUUCAACAGCCGAGCAUGGCGGGACAGGCAUCGAUGCAGCAAACGGGUGUUUUGGGCCAAGUGUCAAUGCAACAAUCAGGCAUCAUGGGACAGGCAUCAAUGCAGCAACCAGGCGUCUUGGGACAGGUGUCAAUGCAACAACCAGGCGUUAUGGGUCAGACAAUGCAGCAACCAGGCGUUAUGGGACAGACGUCAAUGCAGCCACCAGGUGUUAUGGGACAGACAUCCAUGCAGCAGACAAGUGUCAUGGGACAAGUGUCAAUGCAGCAACCAGGUGCUGUGGGACAGGCAUCGAUGCAGCCACAGGGCAUCAUGGCGCAGGCGUCACUGCAGCAGUCGGGUGUCAUGGGACAAACAGCUCUGCAGCAACCAGGCAUCCUGCCGCAGCCCUCGCUGCAGCCGCAGGGCCUUAUGGCACAGCCAGCGAUGCAGCCAGCAGGCAGCCUGGCGCAGCCACCGCUGCCGCAGCAACCCCCCAUGCAGCAACCCGGCCUGGGGGUGCAGCAGGUGGCAGCCCCCCCGGCGCAGGGGGCCAUCGGGCAGCCUGUGGGCCCAAAGCAGCCGGCGCUGCCGCAGAGCCUGCUGGUGCAGCAGCUCUCUCCACAGCCACCGGCCUUGCUGGGCCACGCGCAGACCCCAGCACUGCAGCACCCCAGCGGCCUGGGCUCUGGGGCCCCGCAGCGCCCGCUGCUGCUGACCCCCCAGCAACAGCAGCAGCAGCAGCGGGUGCUGGGCUCACCCCAGCUGGCACCGCAGUCGCCUGCGAUGCUGGGGCACCGGCUGGUGUUGGGGCAGCCGCUGCACCCACCGCAAGCCCCGCUGCAGCACUUUGCGCAGCCCCGGGUGCCCGGCCAGGCCCCCUCUGGGCUGCAGCUGGCACAGGGGAUGCAGCCGCUUGCAGCAGGCAAGGAGCAGCCGAUGGACGGGCCGCCUGCCGAGGGCACCGAGGGCCCCCCAGAGCCACAGGGAGCCCCGGGGCUGGGUGCUGCGGAGUCCCCGGCUGUACUGGGGCUCCCGACGGCCCCUAAGCACCCAACUGAGCUGGGGCAGGGCCAGCAGCUGCUGUUGGCCUCGCCACAACCAGGCAGCCUGGGCACCUCCGCUCGGCUGCUCCACCAGCCGCUGCCGAGCCCUGGUGCGGCCAGGCCAGAGCUGCCGCAGUCGCACGGGGACGUUGCCGGCUCCGCUCUCGUGACGGAGCUGCCACCUGCGCCGCAGCCCCCCAGCCCCGAGCAGCCGGGCAAGGGGCUACCGGGCAGCGGAGCGCUGCCGCCGCCGCGGCUCCAGAGCCCCGGGCAGCAAAAAGCAGGGCCGGCACCGCAGCCUGCGCCGACACUCCCGCCGAGCAUCCUGGGGCCGGUGCCAGCACCGGUGAUGGGCCAGAUCCGGGCACAGCUGCAGGGCGUCCUGGCUAAGAACCCUCAACUGCGGCACCUCACACCGCAGCAGCAGCAGCAGCUGCAGGCCCUCCUGGUGCAACGGCACCAACAGAGCCUCCUGCAGCAGAACCAGGCGCUGCGGCAGUCUGGGCCCUUCCCCGGGACGGUGCCAGAGCAGGGGCUCCCGCCAGGACGCCAGCCCUCCCGGCCACAGUUCCCGGUGCGGCCGCCAGUCCUGACAGAGGCGCCAACCGGAUUCGCCGCUGAUCCGGGGACUGGCGGGCGGUCGCAGCCAGGACAGCAGCCUCUGGCCGAGCUGGUGCAGGCGGCACUGGCCACUCGUGGCCCCCAGCCCGGCUUCGUGCGGCUCUCAACGCCGCCAGCCCUGUCACCCCUGGACUCCCAGCCCAGCCCUGAGCAGAGCCCCCACGAGCCAAAGACGCCGACGCCAACCACCACGGGGGGCUUGGCCCCCAGCCCCGUCGCCCCCCUGGAGCUGCCCCAGAGCCCCUGGGGCUCGGAGCCACCGGCGCUUGAUGACGACGUGGCUGAAACCUCUGUCAACGGGCAGGGGGUGGAGGGGACCCCUGAUGAGUGCCCACAGCUCCCCGUCAAGCAGGAGCCCAGGGAGGAGACGGCCUUGCCAGCUGCUGCACGCGAGCCAGAGCCUCAGGAGCCAGUGAAGCCAGAGGCCAACGGGGAUGCGGUGGGGGGCGCCCUGGCUGGCAGCCCCCCAGGCCUCGGUGGCCGCUCCGAGGCUGGGCACCUGCUGCUGCAGAAGCUGCUGCGCGCCAAGAACGUGCAGCUGGCGGCACAGAGUCCCGGCGAGCUCAACGGGCAUGCGGAGAGCCGGGGCACUGCACAGCAGCCCCCUGCGCUGCCGGGCCGCGAGGAUCCCUCCCUGGCUAAGAAACCGGUAGCCGCCAAGCCCAAGCGUGUGCAGAAGGGCAGCGAACGGGUCCCGGUGUCGCGCAAGAAGCUGCGCAAGGACGAUGGACUCAGGUCCGGCGAGGCCCUGAUGAGGCAGCUCAAACAGGAGCUGUCAUUGCUGCCGCUCACGGAGCCGACCAUCACAGCCAACUUCAGCCUCUUCGCGCCCUUUGGCAGCAGCGCCCUCAAUGGCAAGAGCCAACUGCGCGGCGCCUUCGGCAGUGCGGUGCUCGACAGCGUGCCAGACUACUACUCACAGCUGCUCACCAAGAACAACCUCAGCAACCCACCCACGCCACCCUCAUCGCUGCCCCCGACGCCGCCACCAUCCGUGCAGCAGAAGCUGGUGAACGGCGUCACGGCUGCAGAGGAACUGGCCGAGCAGCCCAAGGAGGCCGAGCCGGACCGUGAGCCCCACGGCCACAAAGAUGCUCCGGCCGUGGAAGUGAAGAGCCUGGACCUGCUGGCAGCCCUGCCCACCCCUCCGCACAACCAGACCGAGGACGUCAGGAUGGAGAGCGACGAUGAGAGCGACUCUCCUGACAGCAUUGUGCCGGCCUCAUCGCCCGAAAGUGUCCUGGGCGAGGAGCUGCUGCGCUUCCCGCUGCUCAGUGAGGCCAAGCCGGAGCUAGAGGAGCGAGUGCUCUCGCCCAUCAUCCCCAUCAUUCCGCGUGCCAGCAUCCCAGUGUUCCCUGAGAUGAAGCCCUACGAGUCGGCGGAGCCCUUCGGAGCACCUGCUGGGAAGGCGGGCCCGGUGGGCCCAGGUGCUCCAUGGGAAAAGGCCAAGGGCAGCGAGGUCUCCGUCAUGCUGACGGUGUCGGCUGCAGCCGCCAAGAACCUCAACGGGGUCAUGGUGGCCAUGGCCGAGCUGCUGAGCAUGAAGAUCCCCAGCUCCUAUGAGGUGCUGUUUCCAGACAGCCCCAUGCGAGGGGCUGUGGUGGAAGCCAAGAAGGUGGAGACAGACGUGACUGGUGACAAGGAGAAGGCAGCGCUGGCUGGGAAGGGGCCAGACAGCAGCUCCGAGUGGCUGAAACAGUUUGAUGCGGUGCUACCAGGCUACAGCCUCAAGGGCGAGCUGGACCUCCUGACGCUGCUCAAACAGGAGACUCCCGCACCUGACAAGACCCUGCACCACUGCUACGUCCACAAUGUCUCCAACCUGGAUGUGCGGCAGCUCUCGGCCAUGCCCCAGGAGCCCUCGCCCCCGCUGUCCCCCUCCGUUCCCUCCCCGGCCAGCCCCGUCGAGGCUGCCCGCGUCCCCGACCCUGAGGCCGCCCAUAAGGCCGCCCCGGCGUCCCCGGCGCCGCCGGCCCCGUCGCCGCGGGACGUUGGUGCCGCGGCUGCCCCAUCACCGCCCCGUUUCAAGCCACGCUCGCGGCCCCCGGAAGAUGGGGACGAUGCGCGGCCACGGCUGAAGAAGUGGAAGGGAGUGCGGUGGAAACGGCUCCGCUUCCUCGUUACCAUCCAGAAGGGGGGGGCCAAGCGGGAUGGUGACAAGGAGAUCGCGGAGUUCAUUGAAAAGCUGGGCACCACGCUGCGCCCCGAGAAGGUGCCACAGGACCUGCGCAAGUGCUGCUUCUGCCACGAGGAGGGCGACGGGGCCACAGAUGGCCCAGCCCGGCUGCUCAACCUCGACCUGGACCUCUGGGUCCACCUGAACUGUGCCCUGUGGUCUACGGAGGUGUACGAGACACAGGGGGGGGCACUUAUCAACGUGGAGGUGGCCCUGCACCGCGGGCUGCUCACUAAGUGCUCGCUCUGCCAGAAAACGGGCGCCACCAACAGCUGCAACCGCAUCCGCUGCCCCAGUGUCUACCACUUUGCCUGCGCCAUCCGCGCCAAGUGCAUGUUCUUCAAGGACAAGACAAUGCUGUGCCCCCUGCACAAACUCAAGGGCCCCUGCGAGCAGGAGCUGAGCAGCUUCACGGUCUUCCGGCGCGUCUACAUCGAGCGGGACGAGGUGAAGCAGAUCGCCAGCAUCAUCCAGCGCGGUGAGCGGCUCCACAUGUUCCGCGUAGGCGGGCUGGUCUUCCACGCCAUCGGGCAGCUCCUGCCGCACCAGAUGGCCGAUUUCCACAGCGUCACGGCGCUCUACCCCGUGGGCUACGAGGCCACACGCAUCUACUGGAGCCUGCGGACCAACAACCGCCGCUGCUGCUACCGCUGCACUAUCUGUGAGAACAACGGGCGCCCCGAGUUUGUGGUGCAAGUCAUCGAGCAGGGCCUGGAAGACCUGAUCUUCUCUGACUCCUCGCCACAGGCUGUCUGGAACCGGAUCAUCGAGCCGGUGGCGAUGAUGAGGAAGGAAGCUGACAUGCUGCGGCUCUUCCCUGAGUACUUGAAGGGCGAGGAGCUCUUCGGCCUCACAGUGCACGCGGUGCUGCGCAUCGCCGAGUCGCUGCCCGGUGUUGAGAGCUGCCAGAACUACCUGUUCCGCUAUGGGCGGCACCCACUCAUGGAGCUGCCGCUCAUGAUCAACCCCACGGGCUGCGCCCGCUCCGAGCCCAAGAUCCUCACCCACUACAAGCGCCCCCACACCCUCAACAGCACAAGCAUGUCCAAGGCCUACCAGAGCACCUUCACCGGCGAGACCAACACGCCCUACAGCAAGCAGUUUGUGCACUCCAAGUCCUCGCAGUACCGGCGCCUGAAGACGGAGUGGAAAAACAACGUGUACCUGGCACGCUCCCGCAUCCAGGGCCUGGGGCUCUAUGCAGCCAAGGACAUCGAGAAGCACACCAUGGUCAUCGAGUACAUCGGCACCAUCAUCCGCAAUGAGGUGGCCAACCGGCGGGAGAAGAUCUACGAGGAGCAGAACCGGGGGAUCUACAUGUUCCGCAUCAACAACGAGCACGUCAUUGAUGCCACGCUGACGGGUGGCCCGGCCAGGUACAUUAAUCACUCCUGUGCCCCCAACUGCGUGGCCGAAGUUGUGACCUUUGACAAAGAGGACAAGAUCAUCAUCAUCUCCAGCCGGCGCAUCCCCAAGGGCGAGGAGCUCACCUACGACUACCAGUUCGACUUCGAGGACGAUCAGCACAAGAUCCCCUGCCACUGCGGAGCCUGGAACUGCCGGAAGUGGAUGAACUAGCUGGG